AUGUCUGUUACAAGGAGUUGUUAUGUAGACACUGCUUUACACAUAAUUAAGGGCGCUGCCUGCAUAGCCUUCUCAAUACCUACCGGUGGUAGUACUAAGAGCAUAGAAAACUUGCCUUUGCACAAGGGAUGUAUUUGUCUAAAGUGUAACAGUUUGAACGACAACGAGUGGGAGGUUUUCAAGUCCCUUGUGCAACAGAAGAUAUCUGAAAAUGCCAAAUUUAGGGUCCUAAAAUUGCCCCGAUCAUUGGCAGAAGCUGUUUACGGUCAUUCUAUUUAUGAUUCAUUUCCUGUUAAACAAAAUAUUAAAACUCUAAGACUUGUGAUUCUCGAUGAAUGGACUAUCAAUGCUAGCAUCAAUCCCAUCUUAAAAUCUACCGGCAUGGUUGGCAAAAUUGCCUUUGAUAUACCAUCAUUUAACAAAUCCGAGUCGUUGCUCAAAAUUAAAUUCGAAAUAUCCCCCAGUCAUGACCUACAAGUUGAGUUCCCAGUGGAGGAGGAGAUUCAUUCCAUUGACCAUUGCCCGCAUCUACGAUCGGUCCUUCCUCCAUCUGGAGCAGACGAUAUACCCGAUUGUUCUAUCACUCCAUGGACUACAGAUAAUAAUAUAGACUAUGACAAGAUUAUUCGCGAAUUUGGAUGCAAGAAGAUCACCAAGCAACUAUUAGACAGAAUACAAUCUUUAAUUGGAAAGAAUAAAAUACAUCCAUUGUUGAGUCGUGGCAUUUUUUUCUCCCAUAAGGAUUUGGACGUGUUACUGGAUAAGUAUGAGAAAGGCGAAAAAUUUUAUAUUUACACUGGAAGGGGCCCAUCAUCAGAAUCCCUCCACUUAGGUCAUCUCAUACCUUUUAUCUUCACAAAGUGGCUCCAGGAUGCUUUUGGAGUUUGUGUCGUGAUUAUGUUAUCUGACGAUGAGAAGUUUCUGUUUAAAGAUGAAUUGCAGUUAGAUAAAGUAAGAGAGAUGGGAAGAGAGAAUGCUAAAGACAUUAUUGCCUGUGGUUUUGACAUUAAUUCUACUUUUAUAUUCUCAAAUGUUGAAUACAUCAACUACCUAUAUCCCACGGUUCUACAAAUGCAGAAAAAAUUACCAUUUAAUCAAGUAAAAGGGUUAUUUGGAUUUAAUAACAGCGACAACGUAGGGAAGAUAGCGUAUCCUGCUACGCAAGGUUCCUCUGCCUUUAGUGACUCAUUUCCUACCUUGUUUAAAUCAAAAACGCCUUGUUUAAUUCCCCAAGGGAUAGACCAGGAUCCAUUCUUUCGUAUGACAAGGGAUAUUGCACCCAGAUUGGGGUUUAUUAAGCCUGCUGUUAUACACUCAAAAUUUAUCCCCUCCCUCCAGGGCUCUUAUGGCAAGAUGAGUUCCUCAGAACCACAACAUACGAUUUUUAUAACUGAUCCACCAGAGGCUGUUAGGCACAAGAUCAAUAAGUAUGCUUUUUCGGGCGGUGGGGAUACUGCGGAAUUACAGCGCCUUUAUGGGGCAAACCUAGAAGUUGAUGUUCCCUAUCAGUACCUACGCAUUCUGAUGGAAGAUGACCAGGAGCUGGAACGUAUAGGCAAUGAUUAUAAAAGCGGCAAAAUGCAAACGUCUGAAGUUAAGAAAAUACUCUCAGAUUUGAUAUCAAAAAUCUUUGCAGAACAUAAAGCUAGGAGAAAUGCUAUUACUGAGGACGUUGUUGAUAAGUUCAUGGACCCUCACUAUCCCAGACGAAUAUAA
Babesia microti strain RI is the source of this 1716-nucleotide messenger RNA. RefSeq names its product tryptophanyl-tRNA synthetase. Lineage: Eukaryota; Apicomplexa; Aconoidasida; Piroplasmida; Babesiidae. Gene Ontology annotation, cellular component: cytoplasm. The record is from RefSeq and is a predicted model, not a curated record. Gene Ontology annotation, biological process: tryptophanyl-tRNA aminoacylation. The transcript has 11 exons. The coding region runs from base 1 to 1716 and encodes 571 amino acids. Gene Ontology annotation, molecular function: tryptophan-tRNA ligase activity; ATP binding.